This is a messenger RNA of Taeniopygia guttata (zebra finch), 2702 nucleotides long. RefSeq names its product polo like kinase 1 (gene PLK1). Gene Ontology annotation, cellular component: kinetochore; nucleus; cytoplasm. Gene Ontology annotation, molecular function: protein serine/threonine kinase activity; ATP binding; protein binding. Gene Ontology annotation, biological process: mitotic spindle organization; protein phosphorylation. Lineage: Eukaryota; Metazoa; Chordata; Aves; Passeriformes; Estrildidae. The record is from RefSeq and is a predicted model, not a curated record.
GGCCGCGCGCGGUAACGGCCCCGGCGCCGCCUUUGAACCGCGGCCCGGGAGCGAGCGGGGAGCGCAGCCCGGCACCGGGACCGGCACCGCUACAGGCACCGGGACCCCCAGCUGCACCGGCACCGCACCGCCACCGAGACCCCCAGCUGCACCGCUACCGGCACCGGCACCCGCCCUGCUUCGGUACAGCCACUCGGCACCCAUCACUGCACCGGUACCGAGACCCCCAGCUGCACCGGUACAGGGAGCCGGCACCGAUCGCUGCACCGGCACAGGCACCGGCACCCACUGCUGCACCGGGGCCCGCCGCUGUUUCGGUGCAGGCACCGCGACCCGCCGCUGUGUCGGUGCAGGCACCGCGACCCGCCGCUGUGUCGGUGCAGGGAGCCGGGCUCCGGCGGUGCCCCAGCGCAGCUCGGCGCGGACCCAGCAUGAGCGCGCCGGGCGGGAAGGCGGCGCGGCCGGCGGCGGCGGCGGAGCCGGCCCGGCCGGCGGCGGCGGGGAAGGAGGUGCCGAAGGUGCUCGUGGACCCGCGCACCCGGCGCAGCUUCGUGCGCGGCCGGUUCCUGGGCAAGGGCGGCUUCGCGCGGUGCUACGAGCUGGCCGAGGCCGAGAGCCGGGAGGUGUUCGCCGGGAAGGUGGUGCCCAAGUCGCUGCUGGUGAAGCCGCACCAGAAGGAGAAGAUGUCCAUGGAGAUCGCCAUCCACCGCAGCCUCUCCCACCGCCACGUCGUCGGCUUCCAGAGCUUCUUCGAGGACGACGACUUUGUCUACGUCGUGCUGGAGCUCUGCCGCCGCAGGUCGCUGCUGGAGCUGCACAAGCGGCGGAAGGCGCUGAGCGAGCCCGAGGUGCGCUACUACCUGCGCCAAACCAUCCUGGGCUGCCAGUACCUGCACAGCCACCGCGUCAUCCACCGCGACCUCAAGCUCGGCAACCUCUUCCUCAGCGACGACAUGGAGGUGAAGAUCGGUGACUUUGGUCUGGCCACCAAGGUAGAGUACGAUGGGGAGCGCAAGAAGACCCUGUGUGGGACACCCAACUACAUCGCCCCAGAGGUGCUGGGCAAGAAGGGGCACAGCUUCGAGGUGGACAUCUGGUCCAUUGGCUGCAUCAUGUACACUCUUCUAGUGGGGAAACCGCCUUUUGAGACAUCUUGUCUAAAGGAUACGUACAUCCGGAUCAAGAAGAACGAGUACACCAUUCCAAAGCACAUCAACCCUGUGGCUGCGAGCCUCAUCCAGAAGAUGCUGAGGUCGGACCCUGCCACGCGCCCGACCAUCAACGAGCUGCUGAACGACGAGUUCUUCACCUCGGGGUACCUCCCCGGCCGCCUGCCCACCAGCUGCCUCACCAUCGCGCCCCGCUUCUCCCUGGCUCCCAGCAGCAUGGAGCUGGGCGGGCGGAGGCCGCUGACUGCGCUCAAUAAAGGACUGGACAGCCCUGCACAGGAGCCCUUGCCGGACAAGGAGGAAGCGGCGGGGCUGCGGGAGGUGGCAGAUGCUGUCAGUUGCCACCUGGCUGACAUGUUGCAGCAGCUGACUGCAGUCAACGCAGCCAAGCCCUCCGAGAGAGUAGCAGUGAGGCAAGAAGAAGCUGAGGACCCAGCCUGCAUUCCCAUCUUCUGGGUUAGCAAAUGGGUGGACUACUCGGAUAAAUAUGGACUCGGUUACCAGCUCUGUGACAACAGUGUUGGAGUUCUCUUCAAUGACUCCACUCGGCUCAUCAUGUACAACGAUGGGGACAACCUGCAGUACAUUGAGCAGAACAACACUGAGUCCUACUUCACUGUGAGGUCCUACCCCUCUGCCCUGAACAAGAAGAUAACACUACUGAAGUACUUCCGGAAUUACAUGAGCGAGCACUUGCUGAAGGCGGGGGCGAACAUCACGCCACGGGAAGGGGACGAGCUAGCCCGACUGCCCUACCUGUGCACCUGGUUCCGGACCCGCAGUGCCAUCAUCCUGCACCUCAGCAACGGCACUGUGCAGAUCAACUUCUUCCAGGACCACACCAAGGUGAUCCUGUGCCCUCUCAUGGCUGCUGUCACGUACAUAGAUGAAAAACGGGACUUCCGCACGUACAAGCUGAGCCUGAUCGAGGAGCACGGCUGCUGCCGGGAGCUGGCCAGCCGCCUGCGCUACGCCCGCACCAUGGUGGAGAAGCUCCUCAGCUCCAAGUCUGGCUCGGGCCGGAUGAAGUCUUCCACUUAGACCCUGUUCUUGCUGGACUCAACAUCUGUGCCGCACUGCCCAGCUGUGGAGGGAGAGGUCUGGCGGCUUCCCUCCCGUGGCCCAGCUGGGUUCCCGCUCCUGGGUCUGGGCUCAUUGCCGCUAGGAAGCCCCUGCUGCUGUGGGAAUGGUGUUGUCCACUGACUGGUGCCCAAAGGUUUCUUCCUGUUCCUAACAAAGUGUAUUUUUAAAUUCCCUACCUAGUCUGUUUUUCUAAUUUCCCAAAGACAAAAACCCAGCUCCAAACCAGCCCUCUUUGAGGGCCUGCUCUUGAGAGAGCAAAGCUGGCACGUGAGGUGCCCGUACAUGGCUGUGUCUGUGCUCUGGGCUUCAUUUCCUCUGGUAGAAGCUCAGGUAAAGUACUGAACAAGCCCGGAGUGAGAUUUGAGCAAUUGGGCUUUUAAUACUAAAACUCCAUGAAACCUCAACUUUUGUAUAUUGCAUAACUUGAAUAAAGAUUGUUUUGACACAGCA